Molecule: messenger RNA, 2029 nt
Organism: Bubalus bubalis (water buffalo)
Lineage: Eukaryota; Metazoa; Chordata; Mammalia; Artiodactyla; Bovidae
Gene: VRK3
Product: VRK serine/threonine kinase 3
Exons: 15
Coding region: 313-1668 (451 amino acids)
Biological process (GO): peptidyl-serine phosphorylation; signal transduction
Cellular component (GO): nucleus; cytoplasm
Molecular function (GO): ATP binding; protein serine/threonine kinase activity
Source: RefSeq, a predicted model, not a curated record
ACUGGCCUGCCGCAAAGGUGCCUGGGAAAUGGAGUUCCCAGGCAGGCACAGCCCACAGGCAGUCGGGAAGUCGGCAUAGGCUGCGCGGGCGCAGUCCUCCCUCUGGCGAGAGGAUGCGCGCGCAGCGCCUCCCGCCCUAGCGGAAGUUUCCGCAGGGCAACUGAGAAGGUGAGUCCCAGUUCCCCUGGAGGGUCAAGAGAGUCUGGCUGCAAAUAUCUGUCUGCCCACUCAGCUCGCCAAAUCCAGAGGACACAGUUAAGAUGGAGUUUCCAGCCCAGUGAAUCUGAGGGCCAGAUCGUGACCCCAUAAAGCAUGAUCUGUCCAGAUUGUGGCCAAGGUAUUGAAGCAACAUUCAAAUUCUGCCCCUACUGCGGAAAACCUUUGCCUGCAGAGAAGCAUGAGGGGUCCCAGUCCUUUGUCAAACCGUUUACAUCAUCCUCCCAAGGCUCAAGGAGAAAGACGAACACCAGUUCUGAAACAUCUUCCAAGAAAGUGAAAUGGUGCAGCUAUGCUGCCUCCCCCUCCUUACCCCUCCCCUCAGAAGGCAAGAGUUCUGGAUCUGAAGACACCUUGAGUACCAGUGGGAAACCCAAAGGGCACCUGAGCAGAUCCCCAGCUCCCUGUAGCAGCCCUCAGACGACCAGACAGAGCCCUCAGACCCUGAAGCGAAGCCGGAUGACCGCCUCGCUGGAGGCUUUGCCAGUGGGAACGGUGCUGACAGACAAGAGUGGGCAGCACUGGAAGCUGAGAUGCCUGCAGACCAGGGAUGACCAGGGCAUUCUCUAUGAAGCUGAGUCUGACUCCACCACUGGCAGCGAGUCAAGUCCCCAGAAACAAAGAUUCUCACUUAAACUAGAUGCCAAGGAUGGGCGCUUGUUCAACGAACAGAACUUCUUCCAGCGGGCUGCCAAGCCUUUGCAAGUGAACAAGUGGAAGAAGCUGUACUCAAUCCCCCAGCUGGCCAUCCCCACCUGCAUCGGUUUCGGCGUUCACCAGGACAAGUACAGGUUCUUGGUGUUUCCCACCCUGGGGAGGAGCCUUCAGUCGAUCCUGGAUAACUUCCCAAAGCACGUGAUGUCGGUGAGGUCUGUGUUCCAGAUGGCCUGCCGGCUGCUGGAUGCCCUGGAGUUCCUCCAUGAGAAUGAGUACGUUCAUGGCAACGUGACAGCUGAGAAUAUCUUUGUGAAUCCAGAGAACCUGUGCCAGGUGACCCUGGGAGGCUACGGCUUCACCUUCCGCUAUUCGCCAGGUGGCAGACACGUGGCCUACACCGAAGGCAGCAGGAGCCCACAUGAGGGGGACCUUGAGUUCAUUAGCAUGGACCUGCACAAGGGAUGCGGGCCCUCCCGCCGCAGUGACCUCCAGACCCUGGGCUACUGUUUGCUGAAGUGGCUCUAUGGGACCCUGCCAUGGACAAACUGCCUUCCCAACACCGAGGAGAUCGUGAAGCUGAAACAGAAGUUUCUUGACAACCCGGAGGGCCUCGUGGGACAGUGCAGUCGCUGGAUCACCCCCUCAGAGACCCUGCAGGAGUAUCUGAAGGUGGUGAUGGCCCUCCAGUACGAGGAGAAGCCGCCCUACUCCACACUGAGGAACGAGCUGGAAGCCCUGCUGCAGGACCUGCGGGCGUCCGCCUACGACCCCUUGGACCUCCAGGUGGUACCCUAGAACUUUCAGCCUGGAGUUUGAAAUAGAAGAAAAAAAAAAGGAGCUAUGUGACUCAAGGCCUGCUGUAGAAUCACAGAUAAGCGUCUCAAAAGAUCCCUCAAAUGUGCAUUCCUGCCACUUCUUUAGGUGAAACUGCUCAUCAUCGGUCUAGAUCAGCCUCAGGGAACCCGGAAGUUAGGCCCCAGAUACUGUGAACUCCCUCCUUUCGACUGUCCCUCCCUUCAGCUGUUGUCUCCCGCCAGCCCCUGAGGUUUUGGGCGGAGAAGACCCCUGGUUCACAGUCGGGGGUUGGGCUGGUCCCCUCAGUGGGGACACUGCCAUUGGCACCACUAUGCUUUGACAAUAAAUUGUUUCACUGGAA